CUACCGUCUCUGAUUACGAUUACUCAAGUAUCCUGUAGAGCGACGGAUGGAGGCGAGAUCGAAGCGCGACCGGGCGAAAGGUCGAGAUAUCUUGCUGCCCUAUCACGACGCAGCGGCCGCGAUUCUGAGCGGCGGAAGAUCACACACUCAGGAGGAAUACUUGCUGCAAGCGGCCGAGGAUGGUGACCUCAGCGCCAUACAGGGCUUACUCAAGCAUGCAAGACGUCAGAAUAUGAGUGUGGACGUGAAGCACAGAGAGACAGGAGAUACUCCACUCAUUAUAGCUGCUAGAAAAGGCCAUUCAAAGGUUGUUUCCUACCUGCUGUCUCGUGGUGCUGACGUCACCCUACAAAAUGACAACAACACAACAGCCUUAGAAGCGGCAGUCAAUGACGAAAUAAGAAAACUCAUACUCGAUUCGGUGUCACGUCAGGGUGUUACGGGACGCCACCUGCUGCAGGCAGCGUGGCAAGGUGACAUUCGAGUCGUUUGUCAACUGCUGGCUUUGAAGCAUAAGGGCAUGGUUGAUAUCAAUUGCAAGAAUGUUGAUGGUUUUACACCGUUGUUGUUGGUGACGAGAGACUUGAAGGUGUUUCAAGAGUUGGAGGUUGCCAUGCUGAAAAAUUACAAGCCAACGGACGUGGUCACUCACCUCAUUAGACAGCAAGCUGAUACGAAUGCUACUGAUAAUGCUGGUCGUAAUGCAAUACAUUUUGCAGCACAUGCAAGUGGCAGUGUUGCACAACACAUCAUAGCAAUUUUGAUGGAGGAAGGAACCAAGAUCGAUGCAAGUGAUCAGGAAGAGAACGCUGCAAUACAUUUUGCAUCUGGCAUGGGAGAUGUGCAGAUGAUUGAGUUCCUCCUUGAUAGAGGAGCAAGUGUGAAUGCUCCUGGAAGGGACGGCUCCACACCGUUGCAUUUCUCUGCAGAAGGAGGACACGAGGAAGCAUCCACCUCUCUUCUGGAUCACGGCGCCGACAUCACGUUAGCAAAUGAAAGAGGUGAGACUCCAGUGGAUGUCGCAAAGGGACAGAAACUGAAGAGAAAGCUACGAGAGGCAUGGAGUGAAUCAACUACAAAUGUAUGCGAGUCGACAUCAGAUGGUAGAGUUCAGGGUCAGGAAGACAACGAGGAGCUAAGUGAUGAUGAUGCGUUGCCGCCGUUUACACCCGAUUCUCUUGCUGCAAUGGACAACGACAACGAGCGGUCGUUCUUUGUCACGCAGAAAACUGGCACUCCAGCAAAACUCAGUCCUAUCGACGACCUUCAUACCAUCAGUCAUGUGGCUGCCAAAGUUGUUGACGUUGAUGUCAUCCUUCACUCUUCUGUUGUUGCGGAUGGUUUACCGAAGCUUCGUGUUCCUAUGGAAACGGCGACGUCAAGGAGCUUCGCACAACGCGGUCAAAUGCAUGGAAAGUAUCAGCAACCUGGUGCAGCAUCUGGUCGGUCAGUGAAGAAUGGGAAGUCUCUGGACAGACAAGGAAAUGCGCAGAUGGUUGUGGAGGAGAAGAGGUCGGUUUCGCAGAGGAACACGUUUCCGAGACAGAAGAAAGGUGGUGUGCCUCGAUUGCUGCCAAGCAGACAGCAGAGGAGACCAGUGCAGAAAGCCAUUAGUGCUGAUUCGAGUCCAAGUCGAACAGUUGCUUUGCCAGUAGCUCCUGUUCGGAAAGCGGUUGCUGUGACAAUGUUCUCCGUUGGACUUGGAGACUGCAAAAUGACUAGCGUUCAUCGUUGGCCGAAUCCACCGGGUCACCUCAGUGUGAUUGAAAAACCACUGACUCGAUCUCGAUCACAAAGUCAACCAGAAACAGUCAUAAGAUCACAGUUAAAUCUGUCUUCUCCAAAGAGAAGUGGUUUGCCAUCAAGAGGUCAUGGAUACCUCAAAUCAUCUCGUCCCGUCCAACUUGAGCCAUUAGUUCAAACGGUUUCGUUAAAGAAUCACAACACACUCGAAUGGUCAACACAACUGUCUCGUAGUAGAUUAGAGACAAUAAAAAGCAGCGUUACAUUAUCCGCAAACGAAGACGCCAACUCAACCACCUCAAACGCCACGCAUCACUCCAGUCCACACAAGAACCCAAAAAAUACCGACAAACAUCACGAGAGCAGCGAAGAACCCGAGCUACCAAGCGACGCUCUACUCACUCGCAUCCACGCAAACGUCUUCAAAACGAGUUUCGAAGAAGCGUUGGAGGCCGAGAAGCUCGUGCAGCUGUCACCGCGAUCGAGAAUGAGACGAGCACGUAGCAGUCCAGUGCCACUCAAUAUACUCGGCAGGAACACAAGAGACGAGAGCUACGACGCCACCGCCAUUCGUACGUACACGCAUCUGUCCUCCUCCUCCAGUUCGACUCUCGAUGCGUGCGCGUCUGACCACGACUCUGAACGAUCGCUCGUCGGCUCCACACAUCUCACACGGCGCAUCUCACUCUCUUCGAUCAUCGACAACUCGUCGAGCGAUGACUCAACCAUCAAGGCCACAUCAUCAACGAACAUUCUUGACGACGACGCCUCGUCUCGGCCUCGAACUCUCCCCAAACUCAGUUGUCACCCGCAGCCUCUUGUCGGCUCAACAGACAUUUUGUCUCUUCCUCCAUUAGCCAUUCUCGGGAUUUCAAUUGAUCCUAACGAAACGAUUGUCUCGUAUCUCGGGAAUCGAAGCUCGCGACCGUCGACUGCGUGCACGUCAAGCCCUCGGUCGAUUCGAACGGAAGCUCAGAGCUCGAGUAGCGACACCACAGGACGGCCGCAUAGUGGAGAUUCCGGACACGGUGACAGUGAUCACGAACGUGAGCGUAAUGGAGUCGAGGAGACGGACGACGCCGAGGAGGAGGAUUUCAUUCGUUGGCGACGAGGGACGUUACUUGGGCAGGGAGCAUUCGGUCGCGUUUGGUUGGGUCUGACGUUGACUGGAGAGAUGAUUGCGGUGAAGCAGGUUUCGUUGCAUUCGGACGUCAUGAAGGCGGAGAGGCAAUAUGAGAAGCUGCAGCAUGAAGUCGGACUUCUCAAGUCGUUGUCUCAUAUCAACAUUGUUGGGUAUCGUGGCACGUCGUUUGAUGAAGGUACAAGAACUGUCAAUAUCUUCAUGGAGUACUUAUCUGGUGGCUCAAUAACAUCUGCAAUCAACUGCUUUGGACCGUUUGAAGAAUCUGUCUUUCAGCGUUACACGCGGCAGAUGUUGGAUGCCAUCGUGUACCUCCAUGAACGAGGAAUAGUUCACAGAGAUAUCAAAGGUGCUAACGUGAUGAUCUGCCCCAGUAGUGUCAUCAAGCUCAUUGACUUUGGAUGUGCCAAGCAGUUCUGUGUAGAGACGAAGGCGAGUCUGAGUCAGAGCGGCAUAUUUAAGUCAAUGAUGGGAACUCCGUAUUGGAUGGCACCGGAAGUCGUUCUUGAAUCAGGAUACGGCAGGAAAUCCGACAUAUGGAGUGUUGGAUGUACUGUGUUUGAGAUGGCAACCGGGAAGCCACCGUUUGCUGAGAUGGAAGCGACAGCCGCUCUCUACCACAUCGGAAAUGGUGGCAAACCUGCUCUGCUGUCUAGCUCGUCGUUCUCAUCGCAUGCGAUCAACUUCGUCGCUUCCUGUCUAACCAGGGAUGUCAAUCAACGCCCUUUGGCCUCUGAUCUACAGAAGCAUCCGUUUGUAAUAAAAAGUUGAUAUCAAUUUUUUGCUCUAAGUUUAUUACUGUAGUUAAGGCACUUAUUUGUGGCAAGUGUUAUGUAUAUAUUUAUAGUUAUGUAUAGACUUAUUGUUCGAGAUUGCUGUUCAUGGUGUCAAGGGUUUGUGUUCUGUACAGUCGCGAUUGGGUGGUUUUUGUAGCGUUCUUAUUAUGCUCUUGUGUUGCUUAUUUUGUGAUGAAAUGGUCAGUUUAAUAUGCAAUUUUAUUGUGGUAAA
Corticium candelabrum is the source of this 3892-nucleotide messenger RNA. RefSeq lists its product as uncharacterized. The transcript is spliced from 27 exons. The record is from RefSeq and is a predicted model, not a curated record. Lineage: Eukaryota; Metazoa; Porifera; Homoscleromorpha; Homosclerophorida; Plakinidae. Gene Ontology annotation, biological process: protein phosphorylation. Gene Ontology annotation, molecular function: ATP binding; protein kinase activity; protein binding. The coding region runs from base 47 to 3655 and encodes 1202 amino acids.